Halteromyces radiatus is the source of this 2154-nucleotide messenger RNA. RefSeq names its product rab-GTPase-TBC domain-containing protein. The coding region runs from base 1 to 2154 and encodes 717 amino acids. The transcript is spliced from 5 exons. The record is from RefSeq and is a predicted model, not a curated record. Lineage: Eukaryota; Fungi; Mucoromycota; Mucoromycetes; Mucorales; Cunninghamellaceae.
AUGUUUGAACCCAAAAAGCCUGUAGAACCUGUCUUGGUAGAUGUGACAGAUGAUACGACAAAGGAAGAUCAACAGCAACAUGGUGGUCUUGGAUUGGAUUUUGGAUACCCUGGUGACCCAAAACAAACAAAGGACCGAAGCAAAAUGAAAUUGUGGAAACACUAUUUUGGAGAAAAUGGACGAAAUUUGACGAUGAUACGGACACCAACAUUCGGAAAACUUGUUAGGGUGGGACUACCUAAUGAUCUUCGUGGCGAAAUUUGGGAAAUGUGUUCUGGAUCUGCUUAUUUACGUUUUGCUAACCGUGAUGUAUACAACGACUUACUCAAGAUGUAUGCUGGUCAAGAAUCAUUGUCGACUGAAGAAAUUGAAAAGGAUCUGAAUCGAUCGUUACCGGAAUAUGCAGCAUACCAAACUCCUGAAGGUAUUGGUAGACUACGACGUGUACUGACGGCUUAUGCUUGGCGAAAUCCAGAAUUAGGUUACUGUCAAGCCAUGAAUAUUGUGACCUCUGCCUUGUUGAUUUAUGCUACGGAAGAACAAGCUUUUUGGAUCCUCAAUGUCCUCGUAGAUCGCUUAUGUCCUGGUUAUUAUAGUACUUCCAUGUAUGGUGCUCUAUUGGAUCAAAUUAUUUUUGAACAAUUGGUGGAACGAACAAUGCCUAUUCUCUGGAAUCAUUUCAAGAAAACCGAUGUUCAACUUUCUGUUGCUUGUUUGCCGUGGUUUCUUAGCUUGUAUAUCAAUUCCAUGCCAUUAUUGUUUGCCUUUCGUGUAUUGGAUUGUCUAUUUAUGGAAGGACCAAGGAUUCUUUUCCAAGUCGGUCUUGCGAUUUUAAAGUUAAAUGGUGAAGAACUAUUACAGACAAAAGAUGAUGGUGCUUUCCUAGAUAUUUUGAAACACUACUUUACUACUUUGAACAAUUCUAUUGGGGACAAAAAUGGAAAGAAUGCACAAGGCCCUCGUCUCACAUAUCGAGAAUUCUCUUUGGUGACGGAUGAAUUAGUAACGGAAAUGCGACGCACCAAUCAGCUCAAGGUGGCAGCAGGUAUUGAAUCAUAUACAAAACGAUCAGCCAUUCGACAUUUGGAUGACACAGCAGGAUUUACCAAGGAUGAAAUUGCUAUUGUUUACGAUAAGUUUUUUGGUGCUCUUUAUUAUGCUAAACAACAUGGCGAUCGAUCAGAAACACAAUUGGAUUUGGAUACUUUUCAUCGAUGGUUGGAAAGUGUGGCAUCAUGGACAAAAUUGGUACGUGCACGCUCUGAGGAUGACCAUGAAUCAAAUCAAGACAUUACUUUCAAACGCAACCUGGCGGAAAGUUUUAUCAAUCGUUUGUAUCUUCAUUUCAAGUCUGAAACCAAUUUGGGUGUUAGUUUUCAAGAUACUGUUACUGGUCUAAGCGAAAUAUUCCAUGGUGAUUUGAUGUCAUUGAUGGGAUUAUUCUUUCAAAUGUAUAGUCAUGAUGGGGAAAAACUGGUUGGACAAGAAUUGAUUACCAUAUCCAAGGAAAUGUGGUGGUUAUUGACAGUCUUCAAUGAUGGGAAUGAUACACUAGCCUGGGAAACCAUCAUCAACUUUUUAUCACAAAGUUUAGAACAAUCAAAUAUUGUACGUGGUGGAAAUAGUGAAUCAAGCGACAAAGAUGAUUUGACACAACAACUGGCCAGUUUAUCGAUCAGUGGUGGUAUGAGUGUACGACAACGCAUGGAUCAAUUGGAUACUUUGUUAGGCAACAAUGAUAGCAUAUCAACACUUGUGUCUUGUGAAUUAACGCUUCCUUCCUUCCGAAUGGUUGUUCUGACAAACGAAACCAUGGAAAUGUUUUUUGAUCAUGAAUUUCAAGACAGUUUCAAGUUGGAAAAAGCAUCGGCAGUGGAACGGCAAAAAUCAUUAGGACGCGAAUUAUUCGAGAAUUUGUUUGCGGAAGGGAAAAGUUUGGCCAAAGCACCUCAUCUUCAUCUCCAUCGUCAAAGGAAACCAUCUGUAUCACCAUCUUCCUCCUCCACUUCUUCUUCUUCUCCAGGCAACCAACAGCAACAUGACUCCCCCAGCAAAAAGAAGGAUGAUGAUCAAGAUAUGUCUGUGGAUCAUUUAUUUACCGAAUUGGGCCACUUGGACGUACAAGAAAGCGAAGAUUCUUAUGUUUUAGUGUAG